This is a messenger RNA of Sphaerodactylus townsendi, 4159 nucleotides long. It is a transcript of the gene GPD1L, whose product is annotated as glycerol-3-phosphate dehydrogenase 1 like. Gene Ontology annotation, molecular function: glycerol-3-phosphate dehydrogenase [NAD(P)+] activity; protein homodimerization activity; NAD binding. Gene Ontology annotation, cellular component: cytosol; glycerol-3-phosphate dehydrogenase (FAD) complex. Gene Ontology annotation, biological process: glycerol-3-phosphate catabolic process; carbohydrate metabolic process. The transcript has 8 exons. The coding region runs from base 126 to 1181 and encodes 351 amino acids. Lineage: Eukaryota; Metazoa; Chordata; Lepidosauria; Squamata; Sphaerodactylidae. The record is from RefSeq and is a predicted model, not a curated record.
GGCAGCUCUCCAAAGGAGGGGGUUGUCUGGCCUGUGUUGCUUCUGCAUGGCCGGUCGCCUUGGGAGUGUAGCUCCUGCCCGGACUGCGACCUGCCUUUGGAAGUAGUAGAGGGCGGGCAGUUGCAAUGGCUUCAUCGCCCUUGAAAGUCUGCAUCGUGGGAUCAGGAAACUGGGGAUCUGCUGUAGCCAAAAUAAUAGGCAAUAAUGUAAAAGCAGUAAAGAAGUUUGCUUCCACUGUAAAAAUGUGGGUCUUUGAAGAAAAUGUUAAUGGAAGAAAGCUGACUGAUAUCAUAAAUAAUGAUCAUGAGAAUGUAAAAUAUCUUCCUGGAUACAAGCUGCCAGAGAAUGUGGUUGCCAUCCCAAGCUUGAAAGAAGCCGUUAAAGAUGCUGACAUGUUGGUUUUUGUCAUUCCCCACCAGUUCAUUCACAAAAUCUGUGAUGAGAUGAUAGGCCAUGUAGCCAAGAAAGCUAUUGGCAUAACGCUCAUUAAGGGAAUAGACGAAGGGCCAGAAGGACUCAAACUCAUUUCUGACAUCAUCCGUGAGAAAAUGGGAAUAGACAUCAGUGUGCUGAUGGGAGCAAACAUAGCCAAUGAGGUUGCCGCAGAGAAGUUCUGUGAAACCACAAUAGGCUGUAAAAUUUUGGAGAAUGGCUUCCUCUUCAAAGAACUCCUCCAGACGCCAAAUUUUCGCAUUACUGUGGUGGAUGAUGCCGAUACAGUUGAGCUUUGUGGUGCUCUUAAGAACAUAGUGGCAGUUGGAGCUGGCUUUUGUGAUGGCCUUCGCUGUGGGGAUAAUACCAAAGCUGCUGUCAUCAGGCUCGGAUUAAUGGAAAUGAUCGCCUUCGCAAAAAUCUUCUGCAAGGGGCAGGUGUCAACUGCCACUUUCCUGGAGAGCUGUGGGGUGGCAGAUCUCAUCACCACCUGUUAUGGUGGACGCAACCGGAGAGUGGCCGAAGCAUUUGUGAAAACAGGAAAGACAAUUGAAGAACUAGAGCAAGAAAUGCUGAAUGGGCAAAAGCUCCAAGGGCCACAGACUUCUGCAGAGGUGUAUCGCAUCCUUAAACAGAAAGGAUUGACGGAGAAGUUUCCACUUUUUGCUGCUGUCUAUCAAAUCUGCUACGAAGGGAGACCUGUCCAAGAGAUUAUCUCCUGCCUUCAGAGUCAUCCAGAGCACAUAUAAAGCAUCCUUUUUUCCAUUGUCACAACUCCUGCUUUUCCUCUUCAUGUGUGAGUCUGGAUAGAUGUAAUUAAGCCUCACAAGAAGCCACUCCAUUAAGCAAUCAGGGCAACACUUGAACGUUUCUAGAUUUCUGCACUUGUCAUAAAAUUACACAACUCUUGGAUUUGUUAUUUUUUUACCAGCUGAAGUUCGAGUGUUUUCCCGCUAUUCUAAUGCAGCACUUACAUUCCUAUUCUAAACCCAGUAGGACUCGGGGAGGUCAGAGCUCUCAACAUGCAUUUUAAAAACUGCUAAUUUCCCUUCCUGCCUAGGUUUAGAUCAGGGCCACAGUUUGUGAAAGGAGGGAAAGGUUAACCUUUUAUUCUCAUGCAAUUUUUCUGAACUGCCAUUAGCUGCAUGAGAAAAAUGUCCAUUUCAGACUUGUCUUUUGUUUCUCUAGCAGGGCUAUCUACCACUUAGGGGGCAGAUUUCUAUUCUUCUGCCCACACAUACGCACAAAAUCCCAAUCCACAUUGGGAGUCCUCUGUUUACUUUUCGGCUGCAGUGCCAUCCUAAGUAGAGUUAUAUCCUUCUAUUGACUUCAGUGGAUUUAGAAAAGCAUAACUCUGUUUAAGACUGCACUGUCAGUCAUGGCUCUUUCACAUUUUGCCCAGUUGCUCUCUAAAUUAAUGUGUCUUAGCACAGUGGAGAAAGCUUGAUCAUUUUUGUCUACUUCGUUCUGAUUCUUCCUUUACUCAAAGAGCCCUGGAAUUAAAUGCAGCCUGAAAAUGCCUUUUGUUUCGGGGUGAUUCACUGAAAUGCACUUGAGUUCUGUAGGACAGUUUUGACCUUUAGUCAGGUUUGCACGCCGCUUAACAGAAGCACAAAACCAUUUUAGUAGAGAAUCAAUUGGGUAGCACUUACUUGUUAAGGAGGAGGGCACUUGAGCUUUUAAACAGAUUUUAACAAUAUUUUAGGAACAAAAAAUUCAGAUGCGUGUUUAUGUGGGUGCUAAUCUUUUUCAAAAGGAGCAUGCUUGCAAACAGAAAUUUUUCCUGGCCUUCUUUCCUUCAUUUUUUUUGUUUUUUCCUUUCUCUUCCUGUAUCACAUAAGAGUAAAUAUGGACACAGUGUUGAUAUGUCGCAGCACUCGUUCAACCCAGUAUGGCUUUGGACUCAAGUAUGUGUAUGUACAAUUGGCUCUUAUCAGAGACUGUUGAGGUGAUGAUGGGGAAGGAUUAUGACCAUUUGUACAAUUAUCUGAUUAUGGCACUCAUAAAUGGUGACAUAGUUUGUUGCUACGUGGAUUAACCUACUUUACCAACACAUUUCCAAGAGUUGGUGAGAUGUGAAUUUUUUUGCUACAAAUUAUUUUUGCCAUUGUUGUUAAAUCCCAAAGGUUCAUCUUCAUCUGGCAUUCUGUAUCUUUGCCAUCCUUCUCUAAUAGACCAGUUCCCCAGUUCUUCCUCUCAAACCCUUCCUGCAAAUAGAUUCCUAAAUGUUGUGCUAAUUGUACAUGAAAUUCUGUUCCCCAGUUGUUCUUUUGUAGCAUCAGCACUCCUAACAUUCACAUUGCCAUGCUAAUCCACCAGCUACAGUAGCUGCUCACCAAAAAUGGGAUGAGAAUUCUUUGGGGUGCAUAAUAGUGUCAUUCCUUGAACUCUGAUAAAUUAUAGUGGCUUUUAUUUAAGUGCCUGUUUAUUACACUGUGUUUUACCUUUUAGAAAUUCGUUGACCAGUUCCCCAUUGCUUUCAAAUAUGAGAAGUUUCUGGAAGUUGUUCAUAGUCUAAACAGCCUUGACUUCCUGUUGUCUUAACAAAUGAAAGCUUGAGACGGCCUAGUCUUGGUUUGGUGAAACUGGGACAUCAGUGAAUUGGCUUACCUGUUUAUGUGGGGUGAAAGACAUUUACACCUUUUGAAAAGCUUGUUUAUAAAGAGUCAAAUGCAUGACCUGAGAAGUAGUGCUACUGGAUCAAGUCCCAGAAGUUAAUUCUGUGUUCAGAAAGAAACUCUGGUUGUCUAUUGCAUACACUCCUAGCCUUGAAGGGAUUUGGUAUGAUUACUACACUUUUUGUUGCUGACAGUUCGGCAUUACACUCCUUCUGACUUGGUGCAGCUCAUAAUGAAUUUUAUUGGAGGCCAAUCCUGCUUAAAGUCGACAGCAAGUGUCCUGCAUAGGCUUGUUGUGGGUUGCAACCUUUGAGGCUGUCCCUAUUCAGAUGUCUAGAAAUGAGCGUCCCAGAUACAUUUCUCUGCUUGGGUAAACAUGGGAAUGAGGGCUGCUUCCCAUACAAAAUAUACUAAAGGUGGAAACAUGGAGAUCUUGUGUGUAGUAAUCGUGUUGCAUGCAUUUGCUGUUUAUGUGACUUUCUGUACACCCUGCCCCAAAACAUAAGUGUGUAGAGAAAACAACACAAAGCAGUCCUUAGAAAUGGCAGUUUGCUUCAUCAUUGCAACAGAGUUUCAAAAACGUCAAACUAAUUAUAGUGCUCUGCACAAUGGAAGAAUGUGAACACACAGCAGUUUGCCUUAUUCUUUUAAUCCAUCUGUUGUAUUCACUAAUGAAGAUGUAGACUGCUUCAGGUGUAAUGUGGCAGGGUAAAUACUGAAGGGUAUAUCUGAGAAUUAGGUGAUCUGGCCAUGCAUCAGGCAGCUUGAGAAUACACACUCCUUUUUGUGGUAUAAAUCUAUAUAAAACAUUUAUCAAUUUUUUAAUAUUUAACCAUCUAAUUUAAUGAUGGCUUUGUCUUGUAUUUGUAACCUACAAUAUGUAUUAACCAUCCAUGUUUUGUAUAAUAAGUAAAGGGCUAUGUGAGCUGAAUGUAAUGAAUUAAGCAUACAGCUGAAUUACUUACUCCACUUAUAAAAUGAAGACCUGUUUUUUUUUUCUAGAAAACCCUUUGACAAUGAAAUCUGAUGCAAGCUUUAAUGAUGUAUUUAAUCAAACUCUGCUCAUUUUAUUUUUUCAAUAAAAGCUAAGAUUGUGUGAUUAUCCUGUA